This is a messenger RNA of Salvia hispanica, 890 nucleotides long. Its product is annotated as cytochrome P450 71A6-like. The record is from RefSeq and is a predicted model, not a curated record. Lineage: Eukaryota; Viridiplantae; Streptophyta; Magnoliopsida; Lamiales; Lamiaceae. Gene Ontology annotation, molecular function: monooxygenase activity; oxidoreductase activity, acting on paired donors, with incorporation or reduction of molecular oxygen; heme binding.
CUGAGAUGGAUGAGAAGGUUUGAUGGUUUGGAUAAGAGAGUGGACAAAGCUGCUGAGAAGAUGGAUAGGUUUUUGGAGGUUGUUAUUGAAGAACAUAGAGUUAGGGAGAGGAGAGAGGGAGAUGGUGGUGAGCUGGAUUUUGUGGACAUAUUGCUUGAUUUUCAGAGAGAGAAUGCAAGUCUCACCCCUAUUGAAGAUGACACUAUCAAAGCUAUCGUUUUGGAUAUGUUUAGUGCUGGAACUGAUACUACAUUUACAGCUCUUGAGUGGGCGAUAACGGAGCUCAUACGAAAUCCAGAAGCCAUGAAAACUUUGCAAAAUGAAGUGAAAGAAGUAGCCGGAAGUAAGGACGAGAUUGAUGAGCAAGACUUGGAGAAAAUGCCUUAUCUAAAAGCAGUGUUGAAGGAGAGUCUAAGAUUGCAUUCGCCGAUCCCAUUGUUGGUCCGUCGUGAAUCAACUCAAGACACAAAAGUAUUGGGCUAUGACGUCGCAUUUGGUACGCGUGUAAUGAUUAAUGUUUGGGAGAUUUCUAGGGAUCCUUCAUUGUGGAUAUAUCCUGAGGAAUUUCGCCCAGAGAGAUUCCUUGGAAUGGGCACAAACUUUAGAGGUCUGCAUUUUGAGUUGACUCCGUUUGGGGCAGGCAGGAGGGGUUGCCCGGGUAUUACAUUCGCGGUGGUGGUGGUUGAGCUUGCCUUAGCCAAGUUGGUACACAAGUUCGAUUUUAGAUUGCCUAAUGGACCGAAAAUGAAGGAGUUAGAUGCAAGUGAAUCUAGUGGAAUCACAAUCCAUAAAAAGUGUCCUUUGAUUGUUGUAUCUAUUCCACGUGAUUGUUAGGUCCUUCCAUUUUAAUGUGAUUAUAAUCUUUUGUGUAUAUAUAUAAGAUUAUAUAG